Sesamum indicum (sesame) is the source of this 1503-nucleotide messenger RNA. It is a transcript of the gene PDK, whose product is annotated as pyruvate dehydrogenase kinase. Gene Ontology annotation, cellular component: mitochondrion. Lineage: Eukaryota; Viridiplantae; Streptophyta; Magnoliopsida; Lamiales; Pedaliaceae. The record is from RefSeq and is a predicted model, not a curated record. Gene Ontology annotation, molecular function: pyruvate dehydrogenase (acetyl-transferring) kinase activity. Gene Ontology annotation, biological process: regulation of glucose metabolic process; protein phosphorylation.
CCCUCACCCUCACCCUCACCCUCUCCCUCUCCCUCUCCCACAUGCCUCUUUACCCUCGUGAACACCGCCCCUCUCAUCCCCUACAUCUCCAUGUUCUUCGAUUCAAGCUCAAGGGAGAUUGAUUUCACAAUUCACUGUUGGUUGCUUCAAUGGCCGCUAGGAAAGCUGCCGUUGGCUUCUCCAAAGGCCUGAUCGAGGAAGUGCAUAGAUGGGGUGCCAUGAAACAGACUGGUGUUAGCCUUCGCUACAUGAUGGAAUUCGGCUCUCGCCCCACGCCCCGGAACCUCCUUAUUUCAGCUCAGUUUCUCCAUAAAGAGCUCCCUAUUCGGAUCGCCCGCCGUGCUAUUGAGCUUGACUCCCUCCCCUAUGGAUUGUCCCAAAAACCCGCCGUCUUAAAGGUAAGAGAUUGGUACUUGGAUUCUUUCCGUGAUCUUAGAUCCUUUCCGGAUAUUAAGGAUAAGAAAGACGAGUUGGAGUUUACGCAAAUGAUUAAGAUGAUUAAAGUCAGACACAACAAUGUGGUACCGAUGAUGGCGUUGGGAGUGCAGCAGUUGAAGAAAGAUCUGAAUCCUAAAAUUGAUUACGAGGAUCUGGAUGAAAUUCAUCAGUUUUUAGAUCGAUUUUACAUGUCUAGAAUUGGGAUCCGCAUGCUCAUUGGGCAGCACGUGGCCUUGCAUGAUCCAAAUCCACCUCCUGAUUGUGUAGGCUACAUACAUACAAAAAUGUCCCCGGUAGAGGUUGCAAGAAGUGCCAGCGAGGACGCACGUUCUAUUUGCUUGAGAGAAUAUGGUAGUUCACCAGACAUUAAUAUCUAUGGAGACCCUAAGUUUACAUUCCCGUAUGUGCCGACACACUUACAUUUGAUGGUCUUUGAGUUGGUGAAGAAUUCAUUACGUGCUGUUCAAGAGCGUUUUAUGGAUUCAGAUAAGGUUGCACCUCCUGUCCGCAUAAUAGUUGCUGAUGGACUGGAAGAUGUCACGAUCAAGGUCUCUGAUGAAGGAGGUGGAAUACCUAGAAGUGGUCUUCCUAGAAUUUUCACAUAUCUUUACAGUACUGCAAAGAACCCUCUAGAUGAGCAGCCUGAUAUCGACCUUGGAACAGCCACAACUAUGGCUGGUUAUGGAUAUGGUCUUCCCAUAAGCCGUUUGUAUGCUAGGUAUUUUGGAGGGGAUCUCCAGAUUAUCUCCAUGGAAGGAUAUGGCACAGAUGCCUACCUUCACUUGUCCCGGUUGGGAGAUUCUCAAGAACCUCUGCCCUGAGUGCUGAUGCGGCUGAAAACCAGUGUUGAAUAUGAUGAACUUCUAUAAAUACUGGCACUAUAAAAGAAUUUGAUCCUGAUUAUGAGCGUAAUGUACUGUUAAUCAGAAUUAAUUGUCCUAGGGAAAUUCCGAUCUUACUUGUUCGACAUUGCAAUUAUGAAUAUUGUAUAGUGUUGGAAAAAAGUAAUUUUCCAAAAGGUACUUUGGUGCAUUGAUCACAAGCUUUUCAACUGCGUUUGGGCCA